Messenger RNA from Pseudozyma hubeiensis SY62, 4695 nucleotides. RefSeq names its product glycosyltransferase. The coding region runs from base 1 to 4695 and encodes 1564 amino acids. Gene Ontology annotation, biological process: carbohydrate metabolic process. Gene Ontology annotation, molecular function: hexosyltransferase activity; UDP-glycosyltransferase activity. Lineage: Eukaryota; Fungi; Basidiomycota; Ustilaginomycetes; Ustilaginales; Ustilaginaceae. The transcript has a single exon. The record is from RefSeq and is a predicted model, not a curated record.
AUGCAUCCUCGCACAUUGGCGACAAUAGCAUCAAGCUCACGGGCCGGCUCUCCCCGAAUAUCAGAGAAUGAGGCCUCGACCAGCACAUCACAAGCAACGCAGCCGAAUGAAGCCGAUCUGGAUCCAUUCACAGUCGAAGAUGAAGAUGGCGAACGGCCACAAGUACCACCCCCUGUACAGGUCCCGGUGGAUCUUGACACGCCACCUCUUCCCACAUCUCCCCGACUGGACCCUUGGACGCCUCGUGAUAUCUCGACCAUCUCUUCAUUAGCUGGCUCGCGAGAGCUCGGGAGACCGGCGCUGGAACCAAUAACCAGAAUCUUUGCGCCCAAUUCGGCCUCAUCACAGAGUGCUAGGCAGUCUGCAUCGACCGUGAACGAGCCAGCGGUGGACGUGGACCAGCAUGGCGUCGCUGAUGUCGCUUUCCAUGCCGAACCGCAAGGGCUGAUGCAGAUGCUCAGUCUCGUCGGAAGCACGUUCUUCGACGCUGAUGGAGAGGGCUACAGAGAAGACGAUGAGGAAGAGUCGGAACAACCCAGCUAUCAGCCAGCCACGGCUUCGACCAACCUCUAUCGGCAGACGAUACUAGACGACGCCAUCGGAGAUUCUCCAACCGACGAAUCGCAGCCGCACGUAUCCGAUCACACCAAGCUGAUCUUGGAUCGCACAGCCAAGGGCCGUUUGCAGGCUCUGGCACGAGACGAUGUUUCCGACGAUGGCUCGACCCCACAAGGUAGCAGAUCACCGCUAGAUGCUUCGGUCGCCACAAUUGGGCCUAAACGUUCCAAGCGUACAUCCCUCACACACAGCGAGAUCAUCUCGUCGUCGAGAGACUCGACAGCGACAAGGACAACGAGGAGGCCGGGCAACCCUCGAUCGCACCUUCACAAUGUCGCAUCAGCAUCGAUGUUUGGAUCCACCUCCAAGCUGGCAGGAGAUGCAGACGAUGACCAGCACGGGUCUCGGUCAAUAUAUGGCAGCAGCCCACCCGACCAAGGGUCGACGGACACGCAACAGGCACGGCUCUCACAGCAGCCAAGCGUAGUGCGCUUGCCGUCCGAUGCUGGUCAGCCUAUCGAUCGCGACUCGGAUCCGCUGCUAAUACGCCCUUAUCAAACGGCAUCGCCUUCAAGGCUAGCUACAGUGGAUGUGUCGGAUUCGGCUCGCAUCCGACUGCUUCACCAGCUCAAGGAAAUUUUCCAGCUCGACACUGCAGAGACGCUGCUGCUAGCGCAGCCGUGUUGGCUGUUUCGAUCGCUGCUUCUGCAAGGACAUCUCUACCUCACCAGCAGCCAUGUCUGCUUCUACGCUUACCUGCCCUCGCGCGACGAGAAGACGGUCAAGACCGGCUUGCUCGGCAAGCGCACGCGCAGGACCCAUCGUUUCAGCAAGCACUGGGCGUCGCUCAAAGGCGGCAAGCUCAGCUGGCACGACAGCGACCGAGAUCCGUACUUUCCCCAGGGUCACAUUGACCUCCGCAAAGUGUCAGCCGUGGAGCCUUCCACGUCCCACAAGGAUCGUUUCAAGGUGACCACACCAGCACGCAGAUUCACCUUCCUUGCAGAGGAUGAGCACAGCAGGGAUGCCUGGGUGACAGCUCUGCAGAAAGAGACGUUCCGCGCUCAAAAUCAGGGCGACAGCGUCCGCAUCAGCAUCCCGCUCGAAACGGUCAUGAACGUCGAGACAACGCUCUCCGUCGAGGGCACCGAGAUGGUAUGCAUCACUGUUGUCGACGAGGCUGGCGACUUUUCGGUCGACGAGUACUACUUCUUGCACCUCACCAAACCCAGUGCCUUCAUCUCUGGUCUCACUGCGCUUCUUGAUCAGAUGGGGAGAGCUUCUGUUGCGUCGCUGCAGGGCGGCGACCAGGCCCUCAACCUUUCUAGGUUGAGCAUUCGCGACUCGACGGGCGCUACGCAUGCGACUUCAAUCUCGCGCAAGUCGCUAGAGGAGGUGCCAGUGCUCGCCAAGGUGCUCGUACCUUCUCAACCGGGCGACCAAGACGCGCGCAGAGGAGAGGCAGAGGGUACAAAGAUCUCGCAAACCGAGCCAGCCGCCAGAGCCGCUGCAGGACUCAUAUGGCGUCAAUCAGCCGAUCAAGGGGACGAGUCGACAGGGUCCGCUUCGACAGCCGCAGCUGCGGUCGCCAUACCAGUGAGUGUACGAGGAACGUCGCAAGAGGGCUCGACAGACGCUGUUCUGUCGACCACACCACGCGCCGCUGCUCUCAAGCGUCUUUCUACCGAGUCUUCGCACACCUAUCCGCCAUCGCCGUCCGCUUCAGAUCCGCCAUCAUCCUUCGACGACGUUCAGAAGGAAGCGGAAAGAGGAUGGGCGAUCCCAGAUUGGCUCAAGGCUGCUCCCGCUAGGGUCUUGGGGCGUGUGACAGACAGCACUUCGGCAGCAUCUCCGGCGAAGACGCCGUGGAAAGAUCCAGGCACUCGACGGCGCCGCAGAGUACUCGAGAAGUGGUCUGACGAGAAAGGCGACGACGUCAGCAGAGGUGAGUCGAGCAAUACCGACAACGACGAUGAUACCCUGUCGCACUCGAUGCACUCAACCCAGUCCAGUUACUCGAUACUCGACGCAGACGAUGGAGCAGCCGCAGCACCUGACCACACGAGCGUCGCCGCUGAGUUCCGUGACACUUUCGGCGUCGGAGACAAUGAAGGUCUGAUCGGUCAUACUCAUGCCUAUCUAUAUCGAGUCCUGCCCAUUGCUGGAAGGUUCUUUGUUGGCGAGCAUCACCUCGCCUUCCGCUCGUCUGGCAUCGCGGCAAAGACGGUAGGCCGGACGCUCAUGCUUGUUCCUCUGCAAGAAGUCAUCUCGGCUGCCAAGCAUGUCGCCUUCCGCCCGGGCCACCACGGGAUGGUGAUCAAUAUUAGCGGGCACGAAGAGCUGUUCAUCGAGAUCGCGUCGGCUCACCGACGAGACGAGCUGUUGUCUCUGAUCGAGUAUCAGCUCGAGCUCCUCAGAGGCGGACGAGGCAGUCGAGCGUCGCGUGAGUCAGCCACUCGCGAACGAUCUCACGCGCUCGUGCUUCGAGACUUGAGCGAACGGAUCCAUGACGGUGCUGCAGCAACAUCUCUGGCCUCGUCGGCGGAUUCGUCCAUGCUCUCACCAACCGGGUCUGCCCUCGGCGGCAAAUCAAGCAAUCUCUCACAGCUGGGAGAGGGUUCAAGCGUCCUCUCCUUCGCCCCAACCGCCCCGCUCACAUUCACGAUGCUGACGAUUGGGUCGAGAGGCGACGUCCAGCCGUACAUUGCACUCGCCAAAGGUCUCCUUGCCGACGGACAUCGAGUCAGGAUCGCAACUCACGCCGAGUUCGGAGACUGGAUCCUGGGACACGGCAUCGAGUUCAGCGAGAUUGGCGGCGAUCCCGCCGAACUCAUGCGGAUCUGUGUCGAGAAUGGCACUUUCACCGUAUCCUUCCUUCGCGAGGGCGUGACCAGAUUCCGCGACUGGCUCGACGACCUCCUAGCAUCGGCCUGGCGCGCUUGUCAAGGUUCCGACGUCAUUAUCGAAUGUCCGAGCGCCAUCGCUGGCAUUCACGUAGCCGAGGCACUUCAAGUCCCCUACUUUCGAGCGUUCACCAUGCCAUGGACACGGACCCGCGCUUACCCACACGCGUUUGCUGUACCCAACAAGAAGGCAGGCGGCAACUACAACUACAUGUCGUACGUCAUUUUUGAUCAGAUGUUCUGGCGUGCUUCUGCCUUCCAGAUCAACCGAUGGCGAAAGAAGCAGCUCGGCCUCCAGCCGACGAACUUUGACAAACUGGAACAGCACAAGGUCCCCUUCAUCUACAACUUCUCACCGAGCCUGGUACCGCGUCCACUGGAUUGGUUCGAGUGGAUCCAUGUUACCGGAUUUUGGUUCUUGGACAACCCGGACAACUCGGAGAGUAAGAAGUGGGAGCCACCUGGGGAUCUGGUUGCGUUCAUCAAAAGGGCCAGGGAUAGGCGGAGGAAGGUGGUCUACAUAGGGUGGGGGUCGAUUGUGGUGCCCGACGCGGUGGCUAUGACUAAGUGUGUUUUGCAGGCGGUGGAAAAGAGCGGUGUCUGUGCGAUCCUGUCGAAAGGUUGGUCGGACAGGCUUUCCUCUGACAGAUCCGCCGCAACUGAUCUCGGCGUCGGGGAAGAUGUCUACCAGGUGACAUCGGUUCCACACGACUGGCUGUUCCCGCAAAUUGACGCGGCGUGUCAUCACGGCGGUGCGGGAACACUGGGCGCCAGUCUGAGAGCGGGCUUGCCGACGGUAGUGAAGCCGUACUUUGGAGAUCAAUUCUUUUGGGGUCAGCAGAUCGAAAGCCUGGGAGUCGGAAGUUGCGUCAGGCACCUUACGGUCGAUACGCUGGCGCAGGCCUUGAUCAAGGCGACGAGCGACAAGAAGCAGAUCGAAAGGGCGAGGAGACUGGGCGAACAGAUCCGCGGCGAGGACGGCGUAGGCACCGCGGUCAAGGUGAUCUACAGGGAUCUGGAGUAUGCGCGCGGGCUGGUGAAGAAAGAUACCCGGAUCGAGGGGUCUGCGAAGGGUCGGAACGUUGCAGAGAGCGGCAAGGACGGUGGCCUGGAAGUGGAAAAAACGCAGGAGGAGGAUGAGGGACACACCUCGGACGAGUGGUCUGACAUCGGCGGGGGAGAAUUCAGUCCGCGUGGAAGCGAGGGCCCGAGCUCGAGUCUCAUCCUUGGAUGA